Messenger RNA from Aspergillus terreus NIH2624, 4296 nucleotides. RefSeq lists its product as uncharacterized. NCBI's taxonomy places the organism in Eukaryota, Fungi, Ascomycota, Eurotiomycetes, Eurotiales, Aspergillaceae. Gene Ontology annotation, biological process: carbohydrate metabolic process. Gene Ontology annotation, molecular function: hydrolase activity, hydrolyzing O-glycosyl compounds; chitin binding. Bases 1 to 4296 code for a protein of 1431 amino acids. The transcript has 9 exons. The record is from RefSeq and is a predicted model, not a curated record.
AUGCUCAGAGGACGUUCGAGAGGCAUCCGGAUGAUAUUACUCAUUUGUCUUCUCUUCGUCUGUAUACGAGGGACACUGGCUCAAGGCUGCAGCAAGGAGAACCCUUGUGCAACUGGAUGCUGCUCGAAGGACGGUUACUGUGGCACAUCUGAGGAGCACUGCGGCGAGGGAUGCGUCGAUACAUGCGACUACAAACUCGGCUGUGACGCAAACAACCCAUGCCCAAGCGGUUGUUGCAAUACGUUUGGUUUUUGUGGCCUAGGCCCUGACUUCUGUGGUGCUGAUGUAUGCGUCGCUGGCUGUGACUCCAAGGCCGAGUGUGAUCCUGGCUGGGGAGCUGAAUGGUCCCAAUCCUCGAAAUGUCCCUUGAACGUUUGCUGUUCGAAAUAUGGAUUCUGUGGUGUUACCGAAGACUUUUGUGGUAAUAAAACUGUGGACCGGGGCCACUGCUCAGAAGAUGGGAGUCUGAAAAGGGUCGUGGGAUAUUUUGAAGGCUGGGCAUCUAGACGGCCCUGCAACCGCUUUUGGCCCGAGCACAUCCCCGGCAAAGUAUACAGUCAUAUCAACUUUGCCUUCGCCACCAUUGAUCCCCAGUCAUUUGAGGUUAACCCUGCAGAUGCAAGAGAUGUCGAUCUCUAUACCCGUGUGACCUCGAGGAAGCAGCUAGAUCCAAAUCUCAAGGUCUUCAUUGCACUAGGAGGGUGGACUUUCAACGACCCAGGCCCGACACAGACAAUCUUUUCAGAUCUGGCCGCUUCGGAGGACAAGCAGAAAGCCUUUUUCAAGUCAUUGGUGUCGUUCAUGUCGACUUAUGACUUUGACGGGAUUGACCUAGACUGGGAGUAUCCUGAGGCAGAUGACCGCAAUGGUCGCCCGGAGGAUUUUAAGAACUUCUCCAAGUUCCUCGCCAACCUGAGAAGCACACUCGAUAAGACACCCGGCAGGAACGGCAUCUCUAUUACAUUGCCAGCGUCAUACUGGUACUUGCAGCAUUUCGACUUACAGGCACUGGCCAAGUCCGUUUCAUUCUUCAAUAUCAUGGCGUACGAUCUGCACGGGACCUGGGACAUGGGUAACAAAUGGACGGGUGAGUAUUUGAAUGCUCAUACUAACCUGACGGAGAUCGACCUGGCACUGGAUCUGCUCUGGCGGAAUGACAUCAAGAAAGAUAUGGUAGUCAUGGGCCUGGCAUUCUAUGGACGAACAUAUACUGUCAAUCCUACCUGCGUGGAACCCGGGUGCAUGUACCUAUCUGGCGGAGUACGGGGCAGCUGCAGUCGUGAGGUCGGCGUUCUCCUCAACAACGAGAUCGACCAAAUCCGAGACAGCAAGGGAGUCAGUCCUACCCUAUAUAAGGACGCGGCCGUUCAAGUCCUUCACUGGGAUAACCAAUGGGUGUCCUAUGAUGACGCAGAUACGUUCGUGCUCAAGACCAACUUUGCGCGCAAGAGAUGCCUGGGUGGGGUGAUGGUAUGGGCCAUAUCGCAUGACAACACUGACGGGUAUUACUCGAAGGCACUAGGCCGGGUGACAGGGUAUCUCGGGUCCAUGCAGUUUGAAUACGAUGAUGGUCUUGUCACCGACAGGACGAACCAUAGCCAGUGUCAUUGGACGAACUGUGGGGAGGCAUGCCCGAGCGGCUGGACAUUGGUUCCCCGGACGGACGAGUGGAAGAACACCAAGGACGAGUACAUGUUUGACGAUACAGCUUGCAUGGGAACAGGGAGUCGAGCGUGGUGCUGUCCGCCGGGGAAGACUCCGACCUGCGGCUGGUACAGUUUCAAGGCUGGUCGAUGUGAAGAUGGCUGUCCCAGUGGCAUGAAGGAAAUCAGUUCGACCAGUACUGGUUGCCGCUAUGACUCCCAUCAAACGGCGUGUUGUACCCUGACAGAUAGUGAUGGAGAAGUGGUCGAUGGGAUGACGCUUUACGGAGCCUGUGAGUGGGAUGACUCUCUCGAGUGCGAGAAAGGCGUGUGCAGUACUGCAAUGAACCAUAUUCUGGGCAAAUCACCCACUGGAAGCGGUGAAAACUAUUGCCAUGACUAUACUCACCGGGAGAAGGUAUGGCCGGCCCUUCAGAUGGGCGAGCGAAAAUAUUGCUGCGAUACAGACCGGAUGAACCGUCGGUGGCAGAAUUGCGAAUGGGUAUCGAACGUUGGUACCAUCACGAAGGACAUGCAGUGUGUCGGCUUCUGCCCUGCUGGGAAGUUCAAGGUGGCAAUGAAUACAUACAACCAUGGCUGUUACCACAGAGGAUAUGAGUCCUACUGUUGUGAGCCGAGCUACUACACGGAGACGACGCGAUACUCAGACGACGUGGCUGCGUUUCAAGAUGCCCUCGCGAAAUGGGGCGCUGAUCCAACAUGCUCGACGACUGACUUGGCGAGCAGAGAUUUGGAGACUCGCGAUGACUCUCCCGUUCAGCAAGUGAGAUCAUUCCUACAAUCCUUCUUUCUGGCGUGUAGCAUGGCCGAGCUGGAUCGACUUGCAGGGAAAGUGCAGGUCUGGGACGCAUAUAUGAUUGCCCAUGGUUUGAAGUAUCUGGUCUCCAAUACUCUGGCAGGAAUUAUCGGCCUUCGGUCAGACAGUGAGUCAUUUGACGACCUUAGUGAUGGGUUGGCCUGUGAUCCGGCGCUCUGGAACGCAUACCUCGAUGACAGUGAGGAUGUCACAGUACCCUGCAAUUUUGACCUGUGUACAACAGACAAUUUCCUGUGCACCGAGGAAGGCUUCGACAAUGAGGACCUGGUAUCUGGCCACGACGAACUUAAACGAUGGUUUCAAUGGGAAGGACAGAGACGCGCGCUUCAUCGCCUCGAAAAGAGAGCACAGGACAAGCAAGUCGUUUUUAACUGCGACGACGGCAUUGUAGAUGUCAGGAUCCGGUUCUGGCGCCACGGAUAUCCUAGCAGUGGAGACUGGCCAACCCAGGAUAGCAUUUACGACGAAGCACUGGACAACGAAGAUGUCGAAGACUGCGCGAACUGUGAAACCAAUGUCAAGUCAAUUGUUGUGACGGAGAGCUCGGAUUACCACACUGAGCAUAUCAUUGAGCUGCAGAGUAUGCCUAAAUUCUUUGCAUGGCUAGUCACUCAAGCAAGCUGCAACGUGGACUGUCAAUUCUUCCUCAACUUCUUUAACAAAGAUGUCCUGAAAGGAACAACGCCUAUGCCCGGUGGCUUUGACUCGGGCGUCCCGUCACUGCGUAUUAUGGAAGCCUUGGGCAGUUGGACAAACCAGAAUCAGUUUCGGCUGCUGGAGAAGAGGCUCAAUGGAAUGAAGGCAGUUGUGGUUACGGUUUUCAGCUAUUUGAAGCACCCAGAGGUGUGGAAAAGACUCAAAGCGACGAACGGCCUCAUCCGACAAGAAUUGAAAACUGUCCAGGAUGCAUAUAAUCAAGCGACAGGAAGUAAUGCAGUGAUUGUUGACUGCUGGGAUCGAUGGCUGGCGGAUCAUCUGGCCAAGGUCUUACAGCAUGGAAUCAAUUGGGCCACACAAGGGUUAACGGACAUGGAGAACCAGUGGCUCCCGAAGAAGACCACCAAGCUCGGUGCUACUGUGAUUCGCGUCAUUCGCCAGUUGAGACGGUCAAUGGGGAAACAAAUGAAUCUCGAUCUUAACGACCUCGUCGUCCCCGAGAUAGGUCAGUCUCCAGAGGUCAUUCAGAUGGAUGCGGAAAUAUCCCAGGUAGUAUCGAGUGUUGUAACUGCCGCCUCCAGUGUAGUCUGGGUCAAUCACCGUGACCCAAGCUCCAUUCCGGCUAGGUUUCUGUGGCUCAGGGUGUUGGAUGAUGGAUUGAAGAGCGCCUUCGUCGAUGACCAGACAAAACCGAAACCGAACCCCAGUAUCACCGUUGUCGCUAUUCCUGAUGGCUUUAAAAUGUCGACGAACCUCAUCAAGAGUGACCCCAUCAAACUGCGCUUGGUCAUCAAAAAUGAGCGGUCGGUACCCCUCUUGAAAGAUCCGCGAAGGUUUUUCGUUGUUGAGCUGCCCCUUUGCGCUUGCAUAUACAUGCUUUGGUAUAGCUUCGGUCGUUGGCUUCCAGUGUUGGCUGGAUUCCGGGGUAUAGACUGUGCGGUAGAUGGUAUAUCCCCAAGGCCAUUGAUAGGGGAGCUCGUCAUGCAGGAAUCGCACGACGGUGUUGGUCGUAUCAUCCCACCAGGGCUCAGAUUUCAGGCGGCGAAUUCGCUGCCGGAUCUCUUGUUUGCUUUCGCCUACGGGGAAAUCGUCGGACGCCCAGGGCUCGUCCCAGUUCUCGUGGUGAAACCUCCAAGUGACUUCCAUGAGGUAGAGUAA